GAUUGACUCAAUCCACCAGCCAUCAUGAUCAAUCCGACGGUUCGUACGAAGGGAUCGUGUGUGCACGUGGCCCUUCCGAUCAAAUGACUCAACCCUUCACCAGUUGUUGGUAAACCAAGCUGAUCCAACUCAUGCACAGAGAGAGAGAGAGAGCCGACACAGCCGGGCGAUAAAAGGACGAUCUGUGUCUAUCGUAUGUCCGGCCAAUCAUCCCACAUACGAGGAUCAAUCACAGUGAAUAAAGUAUCGUACAUCAUACAGACAGACAGACGGAUAUGUCUGGCGUCCGUGAUUGCAGAAGCUGAUGACAACGAUAAAACACCACACACAUAAAGUGCUCACGGAAGAUACACAUCGAGCAGGCCACACACGGACGGAAAAUCAAUUUCUCUUCAAACGGCUGAAGACGUCUUGAAGAAAGCGGCGAAACAAUCCCUUUGCACCACGCUGCGGGGUACCAGUCUACAUAACAUGAAGCAACCAUCGUUUCCUCCGCCUUCCCCGCCUUCACAUGACUGACUGCCCCUACUUACCGGAUCAGCGCUGAUCUCCUCCAGCGCUCGCCCAGGAGGAAGCUCAAAGACGUAUUCCUGGAACAGCAGCCGGUCCUUGAUGUCCUCGCGUGUGGUCGGGUCCUUGGACCAGAGCGGCUUGAUCGAGCCGCCUUGUGGGAUGGCCCACACGAUGCGCCAGGUCUUCUUGCCAUCCCCGAUCGCUGGGCUUGUCCUCAAGUUUGUGAUCAAUGAUUGGUCAAAUCCACUGGCUGAGUGCUCGCUGUUGGCGGUGACUUGGAUGAGGUAGACGACGUCCUCAGCGCUGUCGAUGUACAGCGAGUCGAUGACCGCCCAGUUCUUGGCCGCGGGCACCCAGAAGCCAGGCUCGCGCACGUUGGCAAAGGGUCUUGUCUUGAUUCUGCUCCGAAUAAACACACGGGGCUUGUUGUCCUGCUGCGUGGUGUCCAGCGAAACCCGGAUCACACCAUUCAGCUUGUCCUGCUGCGUCUGCAUCCUUGAUGCUUGAGAGGUCUUGUUCACACGUUCCAUAUGGUGGUUGAGCGGCUCCAGACUUAUCGGGCGCUUGGUCACUCUCAGAAACUCGUUGACAAGGCCCUCAAGCAGCGCCCCUUGCUGGCCGGCGAUCUUUCUGGGGUCCAUGAUGAUAUCGAGCUCAUUACUCAACUGCUGCUGGGUCAGAUUUCGGAUGAACGUGCCGAGGAUGUAAGGCGAGCGCCAGACGACCUUCCCAAAGGUGUAGGUGCCGUUGGUCGUGGGAUCGAGCGACAUGAGAAGGCUCUGAGGGACAUUGUCAGCUGGGACACCCCUUGGAACUUCUCCGCCCCAUCGUCGAAUAUCGUCAUACUUGACGGACUCAAUGACACUGUCCACAUCGGCCUUGAGCUGAGACAGAGGCGUCAGGUAAUCGCGGAUGAUGCCACCCGCAUAGAGGCGCUUGUCAUCCAUCUGGUCGAACCACUCGGUUCCCUCAAGGGCUGCAGCAACCUCAUCCUCAGUCCAGGUGGGCAUGAGCAGAUUGAGUGUGAGCUCUUUCUUGAAAUCGUUGUAGUUAUCCUUCCUCGACGACGCAGCCAGCAAGACGCUGCCCCGCCAAAUACCAAAAAGGGCACCUUCCAAGCCUGCACCACACACACACACACACACACAAAGAGAGAGAGAGAGUGUGUCACUCUCACACAGGCAGGCGUGCAGCCCCUCUCCCUUCCGCCCUGAACUAACCGUCGAUCAGCAGCCAGUCGCGUUGUGAUGAGUCCAGCGGCUGCGUCUUUUGUAACUGGAACAACGUCUCUAGCGGGUCGCGGAGUCUGACAAAGCCGUCCUUCGACAGCUCAUACACCUGCUGGUCGACACUCGAUGACCUGAAUGAAAACCAGAAGGAGCGGGCAGGUCACAUCACGUCUGGCCGCCAGCAAAUCUGUGCUCACUGACCUCUUGGAGUUGUCCACGAACCAGAUCUUGAAGUUCUUGCCUCGGUGCAUCUCGCCUUUCAGCACGGCCAAGAAAAAGAGAAGAAACCAAGACUUGCCGACGCCCGGUGAGCCACGCAGCAGAACGUUGAAGUAAUUCGGAUAUGAAGGCGUCUUCCUGUUCAAGUUCUUCUGCCUGUCCAUAAUGAUCUUGGCGAUGUCAACAUAGGCCUUGCGGACCAACAACUUCUGACCCCCCGUGAGUGGCAGCGUGAUUGGUGCUGCCUCGAGGUUGAUGGGAUCCACUGACUCCCAGUAUGGUUCAAGUUCGAGUCCGACCCUGAAAAUCGGCGGCAUGGCUUCGGCGAAGGCCUGCAAGUCAGACAGACAGACAGACAAGACGAAUGAAUCCACGAAAUGCACUCACUCAUCAUGCCCAGCUGUGUCGGUCACUUGUGCACCUUCUCAUCUGGCUCCUCUGCGUGAAGGGCAGUCGCCCUCUGCACGGGGCGAUGCGUCGGGCGCUCCAGGCGAGUCGGCAAGGGAGCAAGAAAGGUGAGACGAGCGGAUUGGCGCACGCCAGCCACCGUAUGAGCGGAGGCAAGGGACGCAGUCAGGAAAAGGGAAAGCGCAGAUGCCAUAGCGGUGACCUGUGAAUGAAUGCAGAGAAAGCGCACAACACGACAUCUGGCAUGAGAUGUCAUUCAUCAACGUCGUAGAUCUCCU
Molecule: messenger RNA, 2647 nt
Organism: Vitrella brassicaformis
Lineage: Eukaryota; Vitrellaceae
Source: the annotation of a GenBank genome assembly